Hibiscus syriacus is the source of this 1757-nucleotide messenger RNA. Its product is annotated as WEB family protein At2g40480-like. The record is from RefSeq and is a predicted model, not a curated record. Lineage: Eukaryota; Viridiplantae; Streptophyta; Magnoliopsida; Malvales; Malvaceae. The transcript is spliced from 2 exons. The coding region runs from base 64 to 1695 and encodes 543 amino acids.
UUAACAUUUUUUUCACACUAUCUAUAUUUUUUCUCUAGUUAACCUUAUUUGUGUGCUUAUGCAAUGGCAGCUGAACCUCAAAGCUCCCCACUGGAAGGAUUUCCGGGUACACCUAAGAUCCAGGAGGUGAGACCCGAGUCUGGCUCCGAGAAUUUCGGGUUUUGCACCGAGUCUUGUCAUGUCCCGCCCGGUGACCCGAACCCUGGGAUAAGGAGAGUGAGUUUGAGGGCCGAGAUCGACACUUCACCGCCUUUCGGAUCAGUUAAGGAGGCUGUGACCCGGUUCGGUGGCAGCGGACCUUGGGUGCCAUUGUACAAGUUUGAUGAGGCAUAUAAUGGAAUUGAAGAGUUUGAUUUAAAGAAAGUGGAAGAGCAAGCAGCAGAAUUGGAGAAAGAUCUGAUUGUGAAAGAAUUGGAGACCCUUGAUGUGCUUGAAGAACUGGGAACCACAAAGAAGAUUGUUGAAGAAUUAAAGAGACAGCUGCAACAUGAAGCCAUGAAAUGCAUGACCAGUACCGGUCCGGAUUUGGAUGCCGUCAAAGAAAUGAACGAGGAACAUUGUGAGCAGACGAGAAUAGGGUCUUCAAAACCGGGCUCGGUUUCGUCUCCGGAAUCGAUCUUGAUAGAGUUGAAUCAAGCUAAAUUGAACCUUGGUAAAACUAUCAAUGAUCUUGGGGUGAUCCAAGCAUCGGUUGAGUGUCUUAAUAAGAAGAUGAAGAGAGAGAAGAGUUUACUCGAAAGGACCCGUGAGAAGCUAAAUUAUAAGUUUGCAGGGUUGGCAUUGAAGCCUAGCAAUGGCAAUUUUGAGCAAUCAUCAAACAUUUCAAGUGGUACACGUCACAAUAAUCCCAAGCCUGAGCAGUUCAAGCAAACGGUUGAUCCUAGAAGAAGUGAAGUUCCGAAAUUGAUGUCGUUUCCGGGGAAUGAACAUAGAAAGCCUUGUAUUAGAACAGCUGAAAUGAGGUGGAUUGCAGCUAAGAAGAUGGAGGAAGCUGCCAUGGCAGCAAAGGCCCUUGCUGUUUUCGAAAUGAAGGGUUUGUCGAGCGACGACAACUCUUCCGGCUUUUGCUUGCCAGAACCAGAGCCGUCGCCUCGAAGCCCGAAUGUAAAAUUUGCUGAAGCAAAUGUCUCCAAGCAUUCAAUCCUGAGGAAACUGGAGGAAGCUUCAGAGGAAGUUAAACAUAGUAAAGAGGCAUUGGAAGAUGCUCUUAAUAGAGUGGAAACUGCAAACAGGAUGCAAUUCGAUGCCGAAGAGGCUCUCAGGAGAUGGAUUCCGGAUCAAGAACAGAGGAAACAUGUUGUUUACAAUGCUACUAAGAUCAACAAUUUCCCACUCCCUCAUCCUCAUCAACACCAGCAUCAGAAGAUCACUCGAUCUCCGUUACAUGACCUGAACAAGCAAAAUCCAACGAUGGAUGAUGAACAAAAUCCCGUCUCGAGGCCACCGGUUUCGAUGGCGGAUAUCCUCAGCAGGAAACAAGUUCCUGCUAAAGGUCCAACCGAAAGGCAAAAGGUAGCUUUGAUCCAAAUGCCUCAUGAACUAAGGGAAGAUCAUCGUCUGACAUUUUCUCCAAAACCUGAUCAAAAAGAUCACCAAAAGCAGUAUUUGAGCCAGAGAAGAAAGUUCGGUUUGAUCCACAUCUCUCUUCUGCAAAAGCAAAACAAGAAGAAACCGCAAGCUUUGAACACAAUGUGAUAACAAUUUGGAUACAUGGUACUCUAUUCAUGACAUGUUCUAUUCAGUUUGAUUCAUUUGUU